This is a messenger RNA of Guillardia theta CCMP2712, 429 nucleotides long. RefSeq lists its product as hypothetical. The record is from RefSeq and is a predicted model, not a curated record. NCBI's taxonomy places the organism in Eukaryota, Cryptophyceae, Pyrenomonadales, Geminigeraceae. Bases 1 to 429 code for a protein of 142 amino acids. The transcript has 5 exons.
AUGGUGUCAUUGUAUUAUCAGGAGGAUACUCUCAGCUGCGGAAUGUGUCAGCCGUGUGACAAGUUCCUCAAGGACGGCAGCUUUCGAGAAGAGUCUCCGCUGCACGACUCUCCCAAGCGCGUUUCGCUCAAGUUUCCACGUCCGACAGAGUUGAAUUCGAAUCAGGAAAAUGUGAAGAACACCCAGCCAUUGGACAGCAGCAUUUCGAGGGAUCCACUGUUUGUGCAAGGCAGAACAAAAGUGAUGGAGGUGUCUGACGGCCGCCAUUUUGUCCGCUACGUUGGAGGGCCACAUGAAGGAGAUUCAUAUGACGGUUUCUUUCGGAACGGAGUGAAGCAUGGGCCAGGAAUAUACACGUGGGCAAGCGGGGACAAGUUCGAAGGAGAGUAUGUAGAUGACUUCAAGCAUGGGGGAAGAGAGUUCAGGUGA